CGCACUUCCUCAUUCUGGAUUUCGAUGCGCCGCCGCCCCCACCCCACUCCCUCCCACGCUGUCCAUCGGCGUUCCCCUCACACUCUCACUGCUUGGCCCUCUCAUCCACCUCCCGUCCCCUCGGCGGCGGCGCCCUCCCCAUCGCUAUCCCCCAACCCCGACAACGAUCUCGUUUCCCUCAAUAGCCAGAUCCCGCUCACGCUCCUCAUCGUCCUCCUCGACCUGCUCCUCCCGCCGGUGCUCCUCUCCAACUUCCUCUGCGCCGGCGUCCACCAUGCCUCCGCACACAGCCUCCUCACCCAGGCCAGGGGCUUCCACUUCCGCUCCUCCCUCGUCGACCUCCCCACCAUUUUCGCCGCCCGCUCCCUCCUCAUCCUCUGCGCGUACACGGCGUGCGGGGGCGGCGCGGCCUACCUGUGGGUGUUGGCAGCCUGCAGCGUCGGCUCCCUCUUCUACGUCCUCGCCAAGGCCGUCGGCAGAUCGGCCAUGCGUAUGAAUCCGUCAAGGCGGAGCAACGGGUGGGGGAGCGAAAUCAGGCGAUGGCUAGCAAGUCCAGGCAGGUUCCGACCGUGGUCGCCCUCGUACGUCAGUUAGCGGCGUCGGAGCGGCGUCGGAGCCAUGUGCUGGGCAUGUCGCCGAGACUGACCAAGACGCCGCGGCUGCAAGUGCUGGGCAUGUCUCCUGAUGACACUGCGCAGCGAGCACGCCUCCGUCAAUUCACACACCUGCACGCACACCUCCCCGUCUUCCUGCGCGGAGGACUGCUCGCACGCGUCCCAUCGACUCACGCCUGCUCAAACGCCACACGGGUCGCACGGUGGCACAUAUAUUAUUUUUCUAUUUGGAUGAUUAAUGGUGCCGCUUUAAGCAUGGCACGUAUCCAUUGUUGGUCUAACGAUCAU
Triticum urartu is the source of this 902-nucleotide messenger RNA. The record is from RefSeq and is a predicted model, not a curated record. NCBI's taxonomy places the organism in Eukaryota, Viridiplantae, Streptophyta, Magnoliopsida, Poales, Poaceae.